CAAACGAAUAGAUUAGUUUCCACGGAUUCUCUCAAUAAUAACAUGCCUCCUCAUACAACCCUGCAAUACACCAUGCCUUCCAAUACUACAAAUUCAAAGUCUACUUCAACCACAUCUCCAAACGGCACCUCACAUUUAACCUCCAUCUCCAAACCUUCAACCACACCCACUCCCCGACCAAGGAGGGCGACCUCUUCCUACGUCCUCGCACCAAGCUGGUUUGUAAGUAACAAGACGGGACCCACGGCAACCGAAGGGAGGGUUGCGAGAGAGGAGACAAAAGCGGUGGGUUCAUCGAAGAAGGACGAGUUGGGCGUUGUUAAGCAGGUGAAAGAUGGCAACCCCUCUCUCAAUAACUUUAUACCUACGUCGGUCAAUGGUCCUGUGCAACUAACUUCCACUCGAACAAAGACGCGAGAUUUUUCUAGUCUUCGUUUGAAGACAUUGGAAGAGACAGAGGGGGAUGAG
Messenger RNA from Acaulospora colombiana, 468 nucleotides. The record is from the annotation of a GenBank genome assembly. Lineage: Eukaryota; Fungi; Glomeromycota; Glomeromycetes; Diversisporales; Acaulosporaceae.